AUGGCGACACGACGAACGACAACGCGCAUAGACGUCCCCAUCACAGCCAACGGCAACGCCAACGCCAACUCCAAACAAUCCCAACCGGACCUCGACGCUCCACCACCAACAGGCUCGCCCUUCCUACCCACCACCCUCGAAGCAGCCCUCCUCGCACUCUACCCAGGCACCCUGCUCCUCGGCUCCCUCUUCAGCACCCUCCACCCCGCCAGCCGCAACGCAACAUACCUACCAUACGCCCAGUCCUACGAUCCUCGCGAUGCACCCAGCUACUUCGCCAAAAAGAGCAACAUCUUCAACGUCUACUUUGUCAAAAUCGGCUGGAUCUGGAUAACAGCCGCCUUCUUCCUCUUCACUCUCACACAUUCCUCGCUGGGACCAACACUACGCCCACAACCCACAAGACGGCGUCUGCAAGCCGGAGCACGAUACGCCUGCAUAACACUCGCUUGGUUCUUCGUCACGCAGUGGUUCUUCGGUCCGGGGAUUGUCGAUCGGAGUUUCAGGUGGACAGGUGGGAAGUGUCAGCAGGUUGCGUACGAAGAUGCAGAGGAUCUGGCGAGGAAAGUGGAAGCCGGAGAUGUGAAGGAUGUCAUCACGCACGCUGCUUGUAAGGCUAUCGGCGGGCAGUGGAGAGGCGGACACGACAUAAGUGGGCAUGUCUUCCUGCUCAUUGUGGGGAGCGCGAUGUUGUGGCUGGAGCUUCUCCCUGCAGUACUACGAAUGGAAGGCUUGAGAGAAGCUCGGAGGAUAUUCACGGCAGAUGGUCUCAUCAGGAGGGUCACGGUAGAGUCUGAUGAGCCUGCGUCAAGCGCUAAGACACCUCGGGAUAUGGGUGUAGGAAUACAGGCUGCUUUGGGAGUUGCCGCCUUGAGCUGGUGGAUGCUGCUUAUGACGGCCGCUUACUUUCACACAUGGUUCGAGAAGUUGACGGGAUUGCUUGUUGCAUUCACUGCGAUAUAUGUCGUCUACUUUCUGCCGCGCGGAGUACCUGCUCUACGGCAGGCUUUAGGUAUGCCCGGGGUGUGA
Molecule: messenger RNA, 1029 nt
Organism: Fulvia fulva
Lineage: Eukaryota; Fungi; Ascomycota; Dothideomycetes; Mycosphaerellales; Mycosphaerellaceae
Product: Acyl-coenzyme A diphosphatase fit1
Exons: 1
Coding region: 1-1029 (342 amino acids)
Biological process (GO): lipid storage; lipid droplet organization; phospholipid biosynthetic process
Cellular component (GO): endoplasmic reticulum membrane
Source: RefSeq, a predicted model, not a curated record